UAGAAAUUCCGAAUUGUGUUUGGGGCCGCUGUACCAGUGAAAACUGUCGCUACUGAGAUGGGUCUCUAUAAAAGGCGAAGUGUAUAGAUGAAGAGAUUGUGUGAGUAUGGCGGAUACAGAGGAGGUGGUGGUGUACAUCAUGCCACAGAAGAUACAGAAACAGAGACUCAAACACAUGAAAAUGGCUGCAUUAAAACAUCACAUCAUGCUGGCCGAAGAAUUAAAAGAAAAUGUCACACACAUAGUGACAGAAUAUGAGACUUCAGACCAGGCAAUGAAGGUACUGAAAUUGUCAGAAUUGCCACAAAAUACUCAUCUCCUAAAAGUCAACUGGUUCACUGACAGCAUCAAGGCCAGAGCACCAGUACAGAUCCAGGAGCAACACAGAAUUCCUGUUGGAGAUUCAGUUCAGAGGUCACAGCAGAGGUCAGAAUCACCACCACCAAAUCAUAUCCCAGAAUUCUCAUGUCAGAGGUCAACACCACUGAAACACUACAAUCAGAAGUUCUGUGAGGCACUGGAACUGCUUCAGGACUAUGCUGAGAUGAGGGAGGGAGAUGAUAAUUACAUGAGGGCCUUGGCUUGGAGACGGGCCUCCUGUGUUCUGAAAAGUCUGAAGUUUACUUUGACAAACAUCAACCAAGUUAAAGGAGCUAAAGAUAUUGGAAAACAUGUAGAAAAAGUGCUUCAGAGUAUCCUGGACCAUGGCACCAGUGAUGAAGUGGAGAAAGUAAGAAAUGAUCCAUGGUAUCAGAAAAUGAAGAUUUUUACUAAAGUAUUUGGAGCUGGUACAAAAACAGCCCAGGAGUGGAUAGAAAAUGGAUGGUCUACAAUAAAAGAGGUGCAGCAGGAAUAUACAAAGGGGGACUGGAGACUGAGGUUUGGACUGGCAUUUCAUGAUGAAUUGAUGGAGUUAGUGACUCGACAGGAGGCAGACAAUUUUACAGAAUUUAUAAAACAUGAAUCAGCCAGACUUCUGCCUGAGGUCUCUGUGGAGCUUUGUGGGGGGUUCAGAAGGGGUAAAUCUAAAGGCCAUGAUAUAGAUUUAUUAUUCACACACCCAUUAAAGGGUAAAGAACAUGGUUUUCUGCCUCAUUUGCUCUCUGUCCUUGAGGGUCGAAAGCUGAUUUUGUGUGGAAAGUGGAACAAAAGCACAUUCACAGAGGAGGCAAUGUACUCGGAUUCAAAACGCACCAAAAAUAAUCAACUGGAUCAUUUUGAAAAAUGGAUUGGAAUCAUUAAGUUUCCUAGAACCUGGAAGAGGAGUGUUUCACAAGAGGAACUCUUCAGUGAUGAAGGAGAGAAUAUACCACUUAAUGAAAGUUUCGAAGAUCUUGAACCUGCAAAAAAGAAAGCAAAGACAGGAGAUUUAUCCCCUCAAGAAAUUGCAGCACAACCUCGCAGUUGGAUUGCAAGAAGAGUUGAUUUAAUUAUAGCUCCAUAUGACCAGUAUUUCUAUUCUCUGGUUGGAUGGACAGGCAGUAAACAAUUCAAUAGAGAUAUCAGGACGUACGCCAAGAGAACUCAUAAUUACGCAAUGACUAGUCAUGGGCUUUAUGAUUUAACAAAGAGAACAUCAUUACCAGCCAAAUCAGAGAAGGGGGUGUUUGAUUUACUGGGUGUUCCAUACUUCCCACCACAAGAAAGGAACUGUUAACUUAAGGGUGUGUUUGAUUUACUGGGUGUUCCAUACUUCCUGCCACAAGAAAGGAACUGUUAACUUAAGGGUAUGUUUGAUUUAUUGGGUGUUCCAUACUUCCCACCACAAGAAAGGAAAUUUUAAAUUAAGGGUAUGUUUGAUUUAUUGGGUGUUCCAUACUUCCCACCACAAGAAAGGAACUUAAAUUAAGGGUAUGUUUGAUUUAUUGGGUGUUCCAUACUUCCCACCACAAGAAAGGAACGUUUAACUUAAGGGUGUGUUUGAUUUAUUGGGUGGUCUAUACUUCCUGCCACAAGAAAGGAACUGUUAACCUCUUUUGACUACCCAGUGUAAAAGUAAAACUGUUUAUUCCCUCAAAAGGGAUGAAUAUUGGGGUUUUGUAAGAGGUCCACCAGAGAGCAUGAACUUUUAAA
Messenger RNA from Saccostrea echinata, 2073 nucleotides. RefSeq names its product DNA-directed DNA/RNA polymerase mu-like. Gene Ontology annotation, cellular component: nucleus. The transcript has 10 exons. The record is from RefSeq and is a predicted model, not a curated record. Lineage: Eukaryota; Metazoa; Mollusca; Bivalvia; Ostreida; Ostreidae. Bases 107 to 1657 code for a protein of 516 amino acids. Gene Ontology annotation, biological process: double-strand break repair via nonhomologous end joining. Gene Ontology annotation, molecular function: DNA-directed DNA polymerase activity; DNA binding.